Messenger RNA from Papaver somniferum (opium poppy), 1446 nucleotides. RefSeq lists its product as uncharacterized. Bases 1 to 1446 code for a protein of 481 amino acids. Gene Ontology annotation, molecular function: RNA-DNA hybrid ribonuclease activity; nucleic acid binding. The record is from RefSeq and is a predicted model, not a curated record. NCBI's taxonomy places the organism in Eukaryota, Viridiplantae, Streptophyta, Magnoliopsida, Ranunculales, Papaveraceae. The transcript has 2 exons.
AUGCAUAUUAUAAACAGGGCAUUACUUGUUAAAUUAGCCUGGAAGCUCUGUUCUGACAAGACAUCUAUUAUGUUUAUAUAUUUACAAGCAAAGUAUUUUCCUGAUGGUGAGAUUUUCGAUCCAGAGAAAAAAUAUAACUCCACUUGGUCAUGGAACAGUAUUAAUUCUGAACUCCAGUUCGUGCAAAAAUUCAGUUGUUCGUAUACUGGUAACGGUGAAAGUAUCUAUAUUUGGAAACAUAUGUGGAUUUCAGAGAUACGAGGUCCUCCACAGCCCAAGAUAGUUUGUCUCAUUAAUCACAACUAUACUUUCGUUAAGCAGCUGAUUAAUGAUGAUAAUGCAACCUGGAACAUAAAUCUUCUUAAGGAGUUGUUUGAUCCGCCUAUAGUUGAACUCAUUCUUCAUAUUUUUAUUCACCAGAACUGUGAUGAUAAGCUUGUCUGGUUGCUUGAGAAGAACGAAUGUUUUUAUGUUAAAUCCUGCUACAGAAAGAUGUAUGAAGAGAUUCAUAUUCCCCAAUCAGUUGGCCCUCGUCUUCAGAAAAUUUACACUAAGCUGUGGAAAGUUCCAAUCUUACCAAGAAUACUUCAAUUCAUAUGGAAAGCAAUAUCUGGUCUUCUUCCUACAAGAAUGGCUCUGGGACAAGCAGUUGUUGGUGACAAUGAUUUACGUGCUCUAUGUGACCAACACUCAGAAUCUGCAACUCAUCUUAUUAUGGAAUGUUCUUUCUUUAGACUUAUUUCUGAACAGGAAGUGGUAAAGAGAAGCAUUAUAUCUUGGUGCAUAUGGACUGUCAGAUGUGAAAAAGUUUUCCAACAGUCCAAUCCGAACCCUGAGAGAACUAUUCAAAAAUGCAGGUUACUUAUUGAAGAGCACGCUUCCAGAAAGUCUUAUAUGCCUAAGACGAUGCAGGGUGUCAAUCGUAGAAACUUGUAUUGGAUUCCUCCUCCGCUUAAUUAUGUUACUAUAAACUGUGAUGGCUCUUUUCUAGAUCAUAAUAAAUAUGGAGGCAUUGGACUAAUAAUCCGUAACUAUGCAGGUGAACAACAAGGAGCGCGGUGCAUCCACUUAAAGAACAUCAGAAGCGCAGAGAAAGCUGAAUGCAUUAGAUUAUGGGAAGCUGUGAAAUGGGUUAAAGAUUUACAGUUGGAGAAUGUGCAGUUCGAUCUUGAUGCCAAGGUGGUGGUGGAAGCUGUCAAUAAAGACAAUAACUAUGUUGAUUGGAUAUUGCUUAAUUACAUCAAAAACAUUAAGUCAUUUUUUUCUAGUUAUAGCUCUUGGAAGUGUUACUACAUUCCCAAAGAAAGAAAUAAAGUUGUAGAUAUCCUUUCUAAACUAUCUAGGAAGGAAGAAUUAUCUAUGUCAUGGACUGAAUCUACACCUGUUGUGAUCAGAUCCCAAUUGCUUUUAGAUUCCACUCAUGUAACAGAUGAUCAAAUGCAAUAA